CAGUGACAUGUUGUUGUGAACGACACGCAUGUUUUGCGAUUUUUGGUUAAUUUUGAGAUGAAAACGUGAAUUAAAUAAAAUGCCGAAAAAGAAAUUAUUUGAUGAAGAUUCAGAUGAAGAUAUUGAAAUUAAAACUGAAAAUGAGUAUGCUAAGAAAUAUGACACGUGGAGGAAGAAAGAAGAGAUUUACAAGUUGGAACAAAAGUACGGUCCCGACGCCCUCAACUCCGAUGCCUCGGGCUCGGAUAGCGAGGACGAGAGCGACGAGCCUCCUGAGAUGAGCGAGGAGGUUGAGGAGCAGUUCCUCAAGACCCUGGCGAUGCUCAAGACUAAGGACCCGAGGAUAUACGACCCUAAUUUUAAAUGUUUCGAUGUAGAUGAGGAGAAAAAACCGGAGGAAAAACCCAAACCUAAAACACUUACUUUCGAUGACAGUGAUGAUGACGAUGAUGGAGGUGAUAUUUUCAAAAUCGAAAAGAAGGCUGAGAUAGAUGAUGCUCCAACAAAAAGUUCCGAGGGCCCUAAGAAAAAUAAAAAGGGGGAAAAGAUCAAAGAUUACUUGACUGGCAAAGCUGAGCACAUUGAUGAUGAAGUUGAAAAAGACCUGGCACCACUAAAGGCACUAUGGUCGGACCCAAAACUGAGUGAGGGAGAAGCCUUCCUUAGGGACUUUAUACUGAAUAAGAGGUACAUGGAGGAGGGUGAAGAAAAUCCGGCCGUAGUGGGCGACAAGCUGCGCGACGACGCGGCUCUGGAGGCCGACGAGCAGCUGGUGGAGGAGCAGAGCCGCUUCGAGCGCGCCUACAACUUCCGCUUCGAGGAGCCCGACGACGAAUACCUGAAACGCUUCCCGCGUACGGUAAACUCCCUGCGACCCAAAGACGAUCGGCGGUCACGCGCUCGCCAAGCGCUGCGCGAGCGCAAGGAACAAGAGAAGGCGCGGAAGAUGGAAGAGAUCGGACGGCUCAAGGCGCUCAAGCUCAAGGAAAUACAUGAGAAAAUCGCAAAGAUUAAAGAAGUCACGGGGAACGAGGAGCUCGCGUUUAAAGAGGAGGACCUGGAGGGCGACUUCGACCCGGAGGAGCAUGAUCGGCGCAUGCGCGCGCUGUUCGACGCCGAGUUCUACGGACAGGCCGACGACCAGAAACCAGUGUUCCCCGACUUGGACGAGGAACUCGAAAUCGAAAAUUGGGACAAGUACGAAGAGGAGGCAGCUCAUGAGACGCAGGACGAUGAUGGACCGCACUGCGAAGAUGAGGAGUUUAACAUGGACGCAGAUUACAACCCGAACCAACCUCGAGCAGGUCUUCUAGAAGAGAUCCAGAAGACUCUAGGCAAGAAGAGAAGGAACCGCAAGCGCAAGUCUAAGCUAGCAGAGAUCCUCACUGUAGAGAAGCCUAAGUUCGUCCCUGAGGCCGACAAGAGCUACGCGCAGUAUAUGGAGGAGUAUUAUAAGCUGGAUUGUGAGGAUAUCAUUGGAGGAGACCUGCCGACUCGCUUCAAGUAUAGGGAGGUGGUGCCGAACGAUUAUGGACUUACUGUUGAAGAGAUCCUGCUAGCCGACGAUAAGGAGCUAACGCAGUGGGUGCCUCUGAAGAAGAUUGUACGGCACCGCCCCGACAACGUGGAACGGGGAGAAGUCAAAACGUACGCGCAGCGCGCCGCCGACGCCGCGCUCAAGAAGAAAGUGCUGCCCAGCCUGUUCCGAUACCUGCCCGAAGAGCCAGAACUUGUUGUGCCCGUGGAGCAGGCUUCCAAAAAGAAAAAAAAGAAGAAAAAGAAUAAAGACAAAGUCGCUAAGGAAUCAAAAACCACUGCAGAACACAAUGAACUAAAUGCUAGCGAAAAUAAUGACGCUAGUGGAGAGGUGCAGGAAGAAACUAAAGUAGAAGUUAAAGACAAGAAGAAGAAAACGAAUAAACAAAAAAUCUCUGAGGACUUUGAAACUACAGCAGAACACAAUGAACUGAAUGCUAGUGAACAUAAUGACGCAAGUGUUGAGGGGGAAGAAGAAACUAAAGACAAGAAAAAGAAAAAACAUGAAGUAGGUAAAGAUAGUGCUUCAACAGAAGUUAAAAAGAAGAAAAAACAUAAAGCCAAUGCUGAUGCAAAUUCUGCCGAAACGAACGUCAGUGCCAUGAAUACAGAAAAUGGUCUGAAUAACCAUUCGUUCGAAGAGAGGAAAACAAAAAAGAAGAAAAAACAAGUGAAUCAGUUUACUGUGGAGAAUGUAACAAAUCAGACACCCAGUCAAGACACAGACAAGAAGAUAAAUGGAAUUGAAAAUAACCAACAAACUAAAAAAGAUCUAAAACGAAAAUUAGAAGGUUCAAAUGAAAUACCAAUAAAAAAGAAGAAGAAUACGUCUAACGUAACUAAUGGUCAAAAUAGUAAUAAAGAAUUCAACAAGAAAGCAAAACAAAAGGAUAAGUUUAAAAAUAAUAAUAAGUUUAAAAGUAAGCAGAAUGAUAAUUCAAGUGAUAACCCGCUCGCUAAACUAUCGGACGAAAGGUUAAAAGCUUACGGAUUGAAUCCUAAAAAAUAUAGAAGUUUCUUGAAGUAUAAAAAAUUCUAAUACAGUUUAGUUUUCUAUGUUUAUUGUUACUUACAAAUGUUGUAGUAAUUAAUAGAAUAUACAUUGUACAUUUUGUUUUAA
This is a messenger RNA of Ostrinia furnacalis (Asian corn borer), 2656 nucleotides long. Its product is annotated as protein KRI1 homolog. Bases 80 to 2575 code for a protein of 831 amino acids. Gene Ontology annotation, cellular component: 90S preribosome; nucleolus. Gene Ontology annotation, biological process: endonucleolytic cleavage in ITS1 to separate SSU-rRNA from 5.8S rRNA and LSU-rRNA from tricistronic rRNA transcript (SSU-rRNA, 5.8S rRNA, LSU-rRNA). NCBI's taxonomy places the organism in Eukaryota, Metazoa, Arthropoda, Insecta, Lepidoptera, Crambidae. The transcript has 11 exons. The record is from RefSeq and is a predicted model, not a curated record.